AUGGAGCAAAACCUUCACACUCAUGCGAAGAGUGGAACUCUCACUCUGAAUAACAUCGGCCAACUCCUCAUCCAGGACGAAGUCAAUGAUUUGGAUAGCUACGGUGAUACAGCCCUCGACCUGGCAAUUCGAAAUGGCCAUGUGGGUGCUGUAAAGCUGCUUCUGCAGAACGAUGCGGAUGCCAACAGAGUAUCUUCGGAUGGCAAGACCCCCCUCUAUGCGGCCACUCUGGCACCAAACAGCGGCCGCAUUGUUGAGCUUCUGCUCAAGCACGGCGCCAAGGCAGACGAGUCGGUCUCACAGCCGAAAGGCGACACUCCGUUGAUGUCAGCGAUCCGACAAGGCACUAGCCCCGAGGCCAUCCGCGCCCUCAUUCAGGCUGGAGCGGCCAUGGAUAGGUCGAACGAGCUUGGCGAGACACCUGCGAACCUUGCCGAAAAGUCUACAAACACUGCCGUUCACAAGGCUAUCCGCCCCAAGGACGAGAAGCCAGAAUGGAAGCCCGAGCUCGAGAAUCUUCUCGUAAGCUCCGGUCUGUUUGCCAUGGCCUACUUCAAGAAUUUCAGGGACGUCGGCAAGAACGCCAUAAAUCGUCUUGCUGCAUUGUCAGAGCCAGUGCCAGGCCAAAUUACAAACCCCCGCACGGCGGAGGAAAUUCUGUCGAACCUUGAAAAUUUCAUCCAUGCAAAGGGUCUUGAGGACAUCUUCCCAAAGGGCAAUGAGUACGUGCACAAGGUAGCAGAGAAAGCAGCCAAGAUCCUGAACGAUUCAACUUUCCCGGGUGCAACACCCAGGAAUGUGACUAUUAUGUCCCGCCAGGCUUUGUACCAGCCUGUCUUUUACUGCGACGACAGUGGCUCGAUGGGUCAUGACGACCGCAUGAACAGACAGGCAACGAUGGUUGGACGGAUCGCAGACCUUAUCACGAGGGCUGCUCCGGAAGGGAACGCGCAUGUUCAUCUUCGCUUUAUCAACAAGAACGAGAAAUUUGAUAACAUCAGCCCCGGCGAGCUUACCUCAAAGAUGAAGUUUACCCCCGAUGGAUCGACUCCGUUGGGCGCGAACCUAAAAGCUAAAGUCUUGAGUGACUUACUCUACGAUCCACUUAAUAACAACAAAGUGUUGCAGCGUCCCCUUCUUAUUUUGACGGUCACCGACGGAUGUCCGACCGACGACCCUAAGGAUACAUACGAAAAAGAAAUCAGGGAGUCGCUGAAGUUUGUGAAGGACAAAGGCUACGGAGACGAAGCUGUCCGGUACGACCUUAGCCAAAUAGGCAAUGCGAGUGAAGCUACCGAGUUCUUGGGAAGCUGGCAGAUGAAUGAUCUUGUCCCCGAUCAUGUCAAUGUGACUGCUGAGCAUUUGGAUAGCCAAUUCGAGAACCUCAGGUACAACGACGAACAUGAACUCGACCAGUGGAUCCUGGAUAGACUUGAUGCGGGUAACCCGAUCACUUAUUAG
Molecule: messenger RNA, 1461 nt
Organism: Penicillium mononematosum
Lineage: Eukaryota; Fungi; Ascomycota; Eurotiomycetes; Eurotiales; Aspergillaceae
Exons: 6
Coding region: 1-1461 (486 amino acids)
Molecular function (GO): protein binding
Source: RefSeq, a predicted model, not a curated record